Molecule: messenger RNA, 2360 nt
Organism: Durio zibethinus
Lineage: Eukaryota; Viridiplantae; Streptophyta; Magnoliopsida; Malvales; Malvaceae
Source: RefSeq, a predicted model, not a curated record
GCCAAAAAAAGAGAUAGAAUGAUUGAGAAAAAUUAUAAAUCCAGCUUGGUAGAUCGAAACAGGGAACGAACGUGGAUAUUUGUUCAUAGAAAUUACAUGGGUAGUAGCAGUUGAUUUCGAUGGGCUUCUAGUUGACACCCACAGCCAAUAAAAAAAAAACUAGUAUAUAAAUAACCGCUUCUGCCUUCCUUCCCUGUCAUUCUUCUUAUUUUUUCCAUUCUUUCUCCCGUCAUAAGCUACAACAACAUUAAAAACAGCCAUUAAUCAUUUUUUCUAGGUGGGAAAUGGAGUUAGAGCAACCCAUGUUUAGAGAAACAACUGAAGCCCCGAAAUUGAACGCAGCAAAUGAUAGUAAGACUUCAACCAGUAGUGACAGGGAUACGUCACCAGAAUCAACAUGCUGUUCCUAUGUUUCCAGCAAACUCUGUCAAGGUUCGGAGUCAUUCAGGACUCUAGAGAUGGGUGUGCCAAAGGUUGGCUCCACCGAGAAAAAGCUGUCUUGGCUACGAUCUCAAAUCAUUGGUGGUGAUGCAGAAUUUGACUCUCCUUUUGGAACUAGAAAACUUACUUAUGCUGAUCAUACUUCAUCGGCUCGCUCUCUUCACUAUAUCGAAAACUUCAUCGUCACCAAUGUUCUGCCAUUCUAUGGGAACACUCACACGUGUGACAGUUUUGUGGGGUACAGAACGACGAAAAUGGUGCAUGAAGCAUCAAACUACAUUAAAAGAUGUCUAGGUGGUGGCCAAGAUGAUGCAAUUCUGUUUUGUGGCUCAGGCACUACGGCUGCUAUUAAAAGGCUACAAGAAGUUAUGGGGAUUACGGUACCAUCAAUUUUGAGGGACGGGGUAAUAAAUUGCUUAAUCAAUGAGAGUAGAUGGGUAGUUUUUAUUGGCCCCUACGAGCACCAUUCCAACUUGCUUUCUUGGCGUCAAAGCCUUGCUGAAGUUGUGGAGAUUGGUUUAGAUGAGAAUGGGUUGAUGGACAUUGAUGCACUAAGACAACAGCUUGAGUUGUAUAAACACGCCAAUAGGCCUUUGCUUGGUUCAUUUUCAGCUUGUAGUAAUGUGACUGGGAUUCAACCAGAUACUCGAGAGAUUGCCAAACUUCUUCACGAGUAUGGAGGUUUUGUUUGCUUUGAUUUUGCAGCAAGUGGUCCAUAUGUGGAGAUUGAUAUGAGGUCAGGGGAGAUUGAUGGAUAUGAUGCUAUUUUCCUUAGUCCACAUAAGUUUUUAGGUGGCCCUGGAUCACCCGGCAUCCUUCUAAUGAGCAACGCUCUCUAUCAGUUAGGAUCUUCUCCUCCAUCAACUUGUGGAGGUGGAACUGUUAAUUAUGUCAAUGGUUUCAAUGAACAGGACACAUUAUAUGCAGGUGACAUAGAAGAAAGGGAAAAUGGAGGGACUCCUCAAAUAAUUCAGAUUAUUAGAGCAGCAUUGGCUUUUUGGGUAAAAGAAUAUAUUGGUUAUGAAGUGAUUGCAAAGCAGGAGAAGUCGUACAUAAAUCAAGCAUUGGAGAGGCUUCUCCCAAACCAAAACAUAUGGGUUUUAGGAAAUGCAAGCACCGAGACCCAAAGACAAGCCAUACUGUCUUUCCUCGUCUACUCCACAACCAACGAUGGUAAUAAUGUUGACCAGGCAGAGGAAAAGGGGAGGGGACUUUUCAUGUGGGGAGAGACUGGGAACAAGAGGGAUAAACCUCUCCAUGGCCCUUUUGUUGCAACCCUCCUAAAUGAUCUGUUUGGCAUCCAAGCUCGGGGUGGAUGUGCUUGUGCUGGACCUUAUGGCCACAGUUUACUUGAUAUUGAUCAGACUCGAUCCCUUGCCUUAAGAGAAGCUAUUAACAGGGGCUACACAGGAGUAAAACCUGGAUGGACAAGAGUCAGCUUUCCUUACUACAUGUCAAAUGAGGAGUUUGAAUACAUUCUUGCGGCAAUGGAGUUCGUAGCCAUAUAUGGCCAACGAUUUCUUCCCCUAUACCAUUUCAACCUGAGAACUGGCAGCUGGACUUUCAAGAAGAAGGCGCUUAAGGACCUGGUAGGAAAGGAGAAUGGUCAUGGUAUCCAUGUCUUGCCUUUGGCUAGUGCCUUUCAGGCAAUCAGCAUGGACCGAGACAAAAUUGAUGCAGAAAAGAAUGAUACUUCUAUCAUCAUUAAGUAUGCAUCAUAUUUGGAAAGUGCCAAACGAAUCGCUGCUCUCCUUCCCAAGUUUCCAUCUCGACGGAGGUUUCAUGAAGAUUUAGAUCUUGACCUCCUCACUUUUAGAGUCUAACCAUACUAUCAAGAAAUGAUUCGAGUUCAUAAUAAAAUUUAUCUAUUUUUCCUCACUUCAAUGGAAUAUUCUCACAAAGCAAACGCAGAAAAUUAA